This is a messenger RNA of Aureobasidium uvarum, 2286 nucleotides long. The record is from the annotation of a GenBank genome assembly. NCBI's taxonomy places the organism in Eukaryota, Fungi, Ascomycota, Dothideomycetes, Dothideales, Saccotheciaceae.
AUGGAAGACCAUCCACACGACCACGAGCACGACGAAGAGCAUGCCUUGGCCGAACAACCCAAGCCGCGCGAGCUACCUGCCGACCUGCCUCGCUCAUUAGAUGACCGCAAGGCCUUCUCUGGCUACGGCAAUGUCGAGACCGAGUACUACGAUGCCUGGCAAGGCCAGUCUCAGUUCCUCACCGCCCCCACCAUCGCCCAGUCGAACAACUUCAAUCUCUCACUAAACGAACCCGACGACUUUGAUCCUUCCGAACGCGACCUGGCUGAGCACGACUCCAGGCUGGCCCACAUGUUGGCAACCCAGGUCCGAAGCAACGAGGACGACAAUGAUAUCGAAAGCACAGAAGACAACCUCGUCAAUGACAAGAACCUCAGCGACCCUGAAAAGAGACAGAUGUUACAAGACUUCCUCUUCAUGGCUGCCAGCAAUGGUGACGUCGGUCGCAUCAAGCGCCUGGUCAGAGGAAGUCCCGCUGUAUACAUUGACGUGAAUGCCGUAGACUCUGAAGGCACUCCUCCCUUGGUCUACGCAAGUUGCUUCGGUCACAAAGAUGUCGUCAUGUCUUUGCUAGAUGCUGGCGCUGAGGUCGACAAGCAAGAUAGGAACCAAUGGAGCGCCCUCAUGUGGGCCAUGACCAAUCGACACAAGGACAUUGCCAAAAUUCUGUUAGACCACGGCGCUUCUACCGAGAUUCAAUCAUCCACUGGAAGGACUGCUCUCGAUUUCGUUGCUCCAAACAGCGACAUGUCAGAGUAUUUGAACGACAGUGGCUACACGAUUGGAAAUGCCGGUGUGACGGAUGAUUUCUACAACUCUGGUUUUUCUCAAGAUCGCUUCGAGGAGGAAAUGGCCGAGAAUGAGAUGAAGCGACGCAUGAUGAUGGAGAGCGCCAUGAAUCUCGAAGUCGACUUGGGAAACCUUGGUCUGGACGAGCAACCCGAAUCAGCGGACGAGUUUGAAGACCCACAAGAGUUUGUUUGGGACAGGUGCCUCAACGACCAAAUGUUUGUCUUCCAGGAGAACGAUUCGGAUCGCAUUCUCAACAUCGUUGUUAGCGAGAUGACUCCUCAGCGUUCGGCCUCUCAAAAGCCUAUACCCGCCAACAUCAUUUUCCUCGGAGCCAGAUAUGCACACUAUCACUCUAGCCAAGAACUGCUGGCUGAAUGGCUCAACGCAGCUCAAGACAAGAUCUACGCCGUAGUAGAGAAGCAUCAAUGGGACAUGACUAUGCUUGCUUUCUGGAUGUCCAACACAACCCUCUUGUUGUAUUACCUGAAGAAGGAUACUGGACUGUCCGAAGUCACCUCGACAUUUCAAGCCAAGAUGGCAGAACUGAUUCACGAAAUAUACGUGCUCAUCAUUCGCGAUGCUGAAAGACGCAUGGACAAAGUCUUGGACGAAGCCAUGCUAGAUCACGAGACCAUCCCUGGAUUCGAAGAUAUCGCUUUCCAGAACGAGUGGAAAUUCUUACGGUCAAAACCAAAGGUGAAAGCACCCGAGCCGCUGGAAAAACGCUACCGUCCUCCUUCGCCCAAGCGUCGCGCCCAGGUAUCUCCUAGGAACAUCACUUCUCUUCUAUCUUCGACGUUGUUUGUCCUCGACCUCUACGAUGUUCAUUCGGUCAUCACUACGCAAGUCAUGUCACAACUGCUAUAUUGGCUCAGUGCUGAGAUCUUCAAUCGCAUCAUGUCCAACAAGCGUUAUCUCGCACGAACGAAAGCAAUGCAGAUCCGCAUGAACAUCUCACAGCUUGAAGACUGGGCGCGAACCAAUAACAGAGCUCCUGAGCACUUUGAGAACGGAUCCUUGAAUGCUACGGGCGAAAACAUCAUCGAAUCUGCUCGCAAGCAUUUAGCGCCAGUAGUACAGCUCCUGCAAUGGCUACAGUGUUUCUCGUCACUAGGUCAAGACGACGAAGCUCUAGACACGACUCUACAACAACUGCCAGCAUUGACGACGAAACAACUACUCCACGCAGUAAAAUACUACCGCGACAAACCCUCCACCACACCAGCACCCCCAAUAAUCCUCCGCAAAGACGAAGACGACUCACCCGAAAACAACCUCGUGGACCCUGCCUUGCUGCUACCUUUCCACUUGCCUACAUCAACAGAUAUGCUGGUGACCUAUGGCGCGGGCUUUGGCGGCGUAAACAGAGAACGCGAACGUAGGUAUACGCCUACGGUCCCGCCGGAUUUCUUCCAAAAACUGGAUCCGAGUGGGGGUGGGAGGAAUUUGUACGAGGAUGCCAAGUGGAGUGAUGAAGAUGUUGAUUUGGGGUAG